UGUCAUGUCAUGUCAGUCGCAAAUUGAUGGAUUUAUUUUUUCGGUCGUUGAUGGUUGUGCUGGUGCCUCCUGGGUUGAUUAUUCCAGUGGGUAAUCAUUCAGAUGUUCAUUCGACACCAGCAUUUUGUAAAAAUUGUGUAGUUUUAUGUGUUGUAAAACAGUGAUAGUUUGAUUACUGGUUAUCAUAGCCAUAACAAUUCUCAAAAUGGCUAGUGUCUCGUAUCAAAUUGCAAAUCUUCUCGAGAAGAUGACAUCUAGCGAUAAAGACUUCAGGUUCAUGGCUACUAAUGACUUGAUGACUGAGUUACAAAAGGACAGCAUCAAACUUGAUGAUGAUUCUGAAAGAAAGGUAGUAAAGAUGCUGUUACGUUUACUGGAAGACAAGAAUGGUGAAGUCCAAAAUUUAGCAGUGAAAUGCCUUGGUCCUCUUGUAAACAAAGUAAAGGAAUAUCAAGUAGAAAGCAUUGUCGAAACUCUCUGUGCUAAUAUGCUCUCAGAUACGGAACAACUACGUGACAUCAGUAGCAUUGGAUUAAAAACUGUAAUUUCAGAGCUUCCUUUAGGCUCUAAUACUUUAGCUGCUAAUGUUUGUAAGAAAAUUACUGGACGACUGAGUAGUGCUAUUGAGAAGCAAGAGGAUGUGUCGGUCCAACUGGAAGCAUUAGACAUCCUAGCUGACCUGUUGAGCAGAUUUGGUGGACUGCUCAUAUCUUUCCAUCCAUUGUUGCUAAACUCCCUACUGCCUCAACUUGCUUCUCCUCGCCAAGCUGUACGUAAACGCACAAUAGUUGCAUUGUCCCACUUGGUCAUGUCCUGUAAUGCAUCUCUGUACAAUAAACUCAUUGAUCAUCUUCUGGAAGGACUGGGAUCCUCUACGUCUUCCAGUGUCAGUCGUACACACAUACAAUGCAUUGCUUCAGUAUGUCGUCAAGCAGGUCAUAGAUUUGGAGAGCAACUGUGGCGUGUCGCGCCUCAAGUUCUGGAACAUUCUAACGAUGCUGAUGAGGAGCUGCGUGAGCACUGUCUUCAAGCCCUGGAGGCGUUUGUUUUGAAAUGCCCCAAAGAAGUGCAACCUCAUAUUCCAACGAUUAUUGACCUAUGCUUGAAAAUGAUCACAUAUGAUCCAAACUACAACUAUGAGGAUGAGGAAGAAGACGGUGGUGGUGAGGAUGAGGAGAUGGAGGAUGAAUCUUUUGCUCCAGAUGCUGAACCCGAGUCCGAUUCUGAGGAAUAUUCUGAUGACGAUGACAUGUCUUGGAAGGUGAGACGCGCGGCUGCCAAGUGUUUAGAGUCUGUCAUUGCAACGCGCCAUGAGCUUUUAGCGGAAAUGUAUCAAUCUGUAUCCCCAGCUUUGAUUGCGAGAUUCAAAGAGCGUGAGGAGAACGUGAAAUGCGACAUCCUGAGCGCUUACACCGCUUUGCUGCGCGCCACGCGGCCCCCGCCCGCGCUGCAGUUGAACAUGGCGCCUGCUGCCGACUCCCCGCAAGCACUGUUGAUCCAGAGGGUCCCGGGAGUAGUGCGUGGCGCCCUUCGCGUGAUUCGCGGGCGCAGCGUGCGCGCUCGAGGCUGCGCGCUAGCCUUGCUGCGUGAACUACUCACUGCCGCGCCUGGAUGUCUUGCCGACCACGCCGCUCGCGUCGUUCGCGCUUUGACACCUGCUCUUACCGACAAAAGCACAGCAUCGUCCAUGAAGAUCGAGACUCUAGUGUUCGUGGUGUGCCUGCUCCGCGGGCACGCGGCGGGCGCCAUGCGGGCGCACGUGGCGGCGCUGACGCCGGCGGUGCUGGCGUGCGUGCACGACCCCUUCUACAAGGUCACGGCCGAGGCGCUGCGCGUGCUGCAGACACUCGUCAAGGUCAUCCGGCCGCUGGAUAACAUCGAAAUGAUCGAGGGCUCCGACGAGGUCCACGUGGAGCCGCCGCCCGAAGAGCUGCAGCAGUUCAUCCCGGCGAUGUACGAGUGUACGCUAGUGCGACUGCGCGCCACCGACAUGGACCAAGAGGUCAAGGAACGCGCCAUCGCCACGUGUGGACAGCUCAUCUGCCACUUCGGGGACUAUUUGCAGAACGAACUUCCAGUGUGCCUUCCAAUAUUCUUAGAGCGACUGCGCAACGAAAUCACACGCCUGACUACUGUUAAGGCUCUUACUAAAAUAGCUUCAUCACCUUUACGCAUCGAUUUACGACCUAUUUUGUCUGAUGUGGUGCCAAUCCUUGGGUCUUUCCUGAGAAAGAACCAACGAGCUCUGAAAUUAUCUACCUUGGUGUUGUUGGACACGCUAGUCCAAAAUUACAGUAAUGAUAUCAGUAUAGAAUUACUUAGUAAGGUGCUAAUGGAGGUCCCGCCGCUUGUGUGCGAGUCGGAUCUACACUGCGCGCAAACAGCGCUCGCUUUAGUUCGAGGCGCAUGUGUCCGCUGUCCUGCCGCGCUUACGGCUGAUGCCCGCCAGGCGCUCACGCCUAAUAUCCUCGCGCUAGCCAAGUCACCGCUGCUGCAAGAACCAUUUUCAAGAUCCUUUAUAAAUGAUGAAAGUAAGUUUUACAACGAAGGUUCUGAAGUUACGCGGCGCCUUNUGCUGGCGUGCGUGCACGACCCCUUCUACAAGGUCACGGCCGAGGCGCUGCGCGUGCUGCAGACACUCGUCAAGGUCAUCCGGCCGCUGGAUAACAUCGAAAUGAUCGAGGGCUCCGACGAGGUCCACGUGGAGCCGCCGCCCGAAGAGCUGCAGCAGUUCAUCCCGGCGAUGUACGAGUGUACUUUAGUGCGGCUGCGCGCCACCGACAUGGACCAAGAGGUCAAGGAACGCGCCAUCGCUACUUGCGGACAGCUCAUCUGCCACUUCGGCGACUAUUUGCAGAACGAACUUCCAGUGUGCCUUCCAAUAUUCUUAGAGCGACUGCGAAACGAAAUCACACGCCUAACUACUGUUAAGGCUCUUACUAAAAUAGCUUCAUCACCUUUACGCAUCGAUUUACGACCUAUUUUGUCUGAUGUGGUGCCAAUCCUUGGCUCUUUCCUGAGAAAGAACCAACGAGCUCUGAAAUUAUCUACCUUGGUGUUGUUGGACACACUAGUCCAAAAUUACAGUAAUGAUAUCAGUAUAGAAUUACUAAGUAAGGUGCUAAUGGAGGUCCCGCCGCUUGUGUGCGAGUCGGAUCUACACUGCGCGCAGACAGCGCUCGCUUUAGUUCGAGGCGCAUGCGUGCGUUGUCCUGCCGCGCUUACGGCUGACGCCCGCCAGGCGCUCACGCCUAAUAUCCUCGCGCUAGCCAAGUCACCGCUGCUGCAAGGCGGCGCCCUCCACAUCAAGCAGGAGACGCACAGUAGCGCAGGCGAUGCUGAGCGUGCUGGUGGAGGAACUGCAGUGCGCCAUCUAGCGGAUCUCUCAUUCGCGAAAACCCUCAUUGAAGCGAUCAUAAGUUUACAGUCACGCAUCUUGAUUCGCUUACUUGAAUUCCUUACAGUAUUUAAAAACGUGUGUUUAUUCCAGGCGUUCCACUCGCUGGCCAAGUGCGUGGCGGCCGUGGUGGUGGCGGGCGGGCAGGCGGAGGCGCUGGAGGUGGUGCGCGGCUUCCUGCGCGACGCCGCGCACCCGCCCAGCGACCCCACGCAUAUGUUCGCGCUGCUCGCACUCGCUGAGAUAGGGCGCCACUUAGAUCUAAGCUCGAUCCCGAACCUGAAGGAGGUGCUGCUGAACUCGUUCACUCCCUCCUCCGAGGAGGUGAAGUCCGCCGCGAGCUACGCGCUGGGCUCGGUGGCGGUGGGCAACCUGCCCGAGUUCCUGCCCUUCAUCCUGCGCGAGAUCGAGGCGCAGCCCAAGCGGCAGUACCUCCUGCUGCACUCGCUGAGAGAGAUUAUUUCAUGUGAAUCUUGCACACCUGAAGGCGUAGAAGCGCUUAGGCCAUUUAUCCCUGAAAUCUGGGUGCAACUAUCUAAACAUUGUCAAUGUGCCGAAGAAGGAUCCCGUAAUGUUGUUGCCGAAUGCUUAGGAAAAUUAUGCUUGUUAGAACCCCAAGACUUAUUGCCGCAUUUGAAAGAGUUCCUGAAAUCGCCCGAGCCACUGACUAGAACAACUGCUGUAACUGCCGUCAAAUUCACCAUCUCGGAUCAGCCGCAAGCCAUCGACCCGCUUCUCCGCGCGUGCAUGGCCGAGCUGUUAGUCCCGCUGCGCGACCCGGCGCUGGGCGUGCGGCGCGUGGCGCUGGUGGCCUUCAACUCGGCCGCGCACAACAAGCCCUCGCUCAUCCGCGACCUGCUGCCCAGCGUGCUGCCCACCAUCUACAGCGAGACCAAAGUCAAGAAAGAGCUCAUCCGCGAAGUAGAAAUGGGUCCAUUCAAGCACUCGGUCGACGACGGCCUGGACCUACGCAAGGCGGCCUUCGAGUGCAUGUACACACUGCUCGGCAGCUGCCUGGACCGCCUCGACGUGUUCGAGUUCCUGCGCCACGUGGAGGACGGCCUGCGCGACCACUACGACAUCAAGAUGCUCACCUACCUCAUGUGCGCGCGGCUGGCUCAGCUGUGCCCCGCUGUAGUGCUGCAGAGGCUAGAAAGCUUAGUGGAGCCUCUUAGAGCGACGUGCACGAUGAAGGUGAAGGCCAACUCAGUGAAGCAGGAGUACGAGAAGCAGGACGAGCUCAAGCGCUCCGCGCUGCGGGCGGCCGCGGCGCUGCUGCAGAUACCCGAAGCCGAAAAGAACCCUCACCUGAUGGACUUCGUGACGCAGAUCAAGUCGUUCCCGGACCUGCAGCCCAUCUUCGAGGCGAUCCUGAAGGACGCCAGCGGCGGCGGCGUGGACGCCAACCUCAUGGACCAGAGCUAGCGCUAGCCGCGCGCGCACCUCCUACGCCUCCUCACAUUUACUUUAGUUUAUUUCGUUGUUUGGUUUCUAUACGAACCGGUACUCACUCAUCUGGCUUAUAUUGUAAAAACAUUCGAAAUAGACAGAUGAUACAACAUUUA
Ostrinia furnacalis (Asian corn borer) is the source of this 4962-nucleotide messenger RNA. RefSeq names its product Cullin-associated and neddylation-dissociated 1 (gene Cand1). The record is from RefSeq and is a predicted model, not a curated record. The coding region runs from base 206 to 4822 and encodes 1538 amino acids. The transcript has 30 exons. Gene Ontology annotation, biological process: SCF complex assembly. Lineage: Eukaryota; Metazoa; Arthropoda; Insecta; Lepidoptera; Crambidae.